This is a messenger RNA of Mytilus trossulus (common blue mussel), 1597 nucleotides long. RefSeq names its product leucine-rich repeat-containing protein 4-like. The record is from RefSeq and is a predicted model, not a curated record. The coding region runs from base 137 to 1162 and encodes 341 amino acids. Gene Ontology annotation, cellular component: extracellular matrix. NCBI's taxonomy places the organism in Eukaryota, Metazoa, Mollusca, Bivalvia, Mytilida, Mytilidae. The transcript is spliced from 2 exons.
GUCAUUACUUUGUGUGUCACAGGAAAUUGCUUGUUGGAUAAUUGUUGUAAUUCACAAUCUAAUUUUAAUAUAAUGCGAUCAUUUUUUCAAAUGCCUCCCAUUUCCUGACUUCUACCGAAGAAGCAAAAAUUACAGAAUGAAAUUUCUCCUUUUCCUCAUCAACAUAGUAACAGUUGGAAGUCAGAAUCCAGAUGAGUGUCCAUUUAUGUGCUCAUGCUCUCAUGACAGAAAAGUGAUUUGUAAAGGACUAGAUAGAUUUCCCAUAGGUUUGCCAGACGAUAUGAAAGAUAUUGUUUUUGAUGUUUCAUCGUUCAACAACUUCGGGAAAAAUACUUUACAAAUGUUCAAAAAUUUGAAAACCAUAAGUUUUAUUAAUUCGAAUUUUACAUUUAUACACACAUGUUCAAUAUCAGACUUGAGUAAUCUGACAAAGCUAGAAUUUUCAAAUGUGAGAAUUGGUCAAAUAGUCACAAAUGGAUUUUCUCACCUUUCACAUAUAAAGGAAAUAGUCAUGAGAAAAGUUACUAUCCAAAAAUUGCAUGAAUACGCUUUCAAUGAUAUCAAACACGUGGACAAGUUUGUGAUAGAAGAUUUCACUGCUGCUAAUAUGGAGAACUUUGUCUUCCAUGACUGGUCAAAUAUGAGACUGGUGCAGCUCAGAUCAAUGCAAGUAUUUGAUAUGAAACCAAAACUCUUCCAAAAGUUUGAUGCUAUCGACCAGUUUGAAAUUAUCAGAUGUACAUUUCCGUCAUCAUUGUGCGGACUUAAAAACAUAUUGAAAAAUCCAUCUGUAAAGAAAAUUAAAUUACAUCAAAACGCAAUUGACUGUUCAUGUAAUACAACAUGGAUUUUUGAGGCUGGACGAAAUUCAAAAGAUUUUGAACUAGUGAAUAACACUUGCUCAUUGCACUCACCUUCACAGUUAGCAGGGAAAGAAGUUUUAUCCAUUAACGAAAACCUUUUCUGUAAGACAGACGAAGUUCCUACAUGUGGUGACGGAACAUAUAAAAAACGGAUACCAAGCUGUCAGAUGUCUUUGUUAGAUGAACCCAUCAUGCCUGGAGAAACAGUAGAAUAUCCAAACCAAAGUCACAACUCCGCUUCAAAAAUACAUCACAUGUCUACAUUCUGCAUUCUUUUGGUUUAUUUAGUGGCUUUAUAACUAAAUUGACAAUUCAACAAUUAGUAUUUAACCAACAAUGUGCAAUAUGCAAUUUUGUUAACUGUUAUAAAGUUAGAAGAAAUGGAAUGAAGAGAGAAUUAAUGGAGAUUAAAACAAACUACUAGUAAUAUAACAGUGAUAUAGUAUAGGAAUGUUAAUAUUCAUUUCAUAGGUUAAAUGAUUCUGUUCUAUUAUAGUCAAAUUAACCUGGUUUGAAAAAGUGUAACUGUGUUAACCCUUCACUAACAAUCAAUGUAAGUUUCAUUCUUAUCAAAGAUUUAAUCUCUACAUCAUAUAGUUCCCUGAAUUCUGCAGAGAAAAAGUAAAAAUGAUCGUUAUAAUGUUUACAGACGAUCUAAAUACCAUUCCUUAUUGUUCUUUUAACCAUAUCAUUUUGAAAUGUCUGCAAACAUCAAAUUAAAUAAUUGCUUGUAA